AUGGCAUUUGAUAAUAAUAAUACCACGAAUAUUCCGUAUAAAAACCCCGAAAUGUCGACAGUCAAAGAUGAAGACAGCCCAAAACAACAAAUCAAUGAACAGUCAUUAACACAAGAUCUUGAAAAAAAUCGAGAAUCACUUAAACGUAAAUUACAAGCACGUCGAUCAAUGAAACAACUUGUUGAUGUUGGUAUUAUGCCUCCACCAAAAGCACCAUUACCUUUCUAUGAACAACGUAAACAAUUACAAAUGCGAAAAACCCAAGAUAUAUUAAAAAAUAAAAUAAUAUCUCGACCUGAUCGCCAAUUAUUAAUUGAACAUAAUAUAUUGUCAGAUACAACAGCAGCCCCAGCUAUACAAAAAACACAGUGUCAACUAAAGCGUGCACGUUUAGCGGAUAAUUUAAAUGAUAAAUUAGCAGCACGUCCUGGUGUAUUAGAAUUAGUUGCAAAUAAUAUUUUAGAAAUUGAUCCAAAUCUGAAAGAAGCUAUACAAGGUGGGCGCAUUAAAUUUCCAUCAACAAAAUCAACAUCAAAACAAACAACACAAAUUUAUUCAUCAACUGAUCAACAACCACGACCGUUACGUCCAAAAACAUCCUCAUUUUCAAAUACAAUUAAUGGACAAUCUUCAGCAACAACAGCAAAACGUUCAUUAAUAUCAACAUCGAAAGUUAAAUCGAGUUUAACAUUUCAUGAAUAUAAGGGACCGUCGCAAAAAGUUGCAAUAACUAAAGUGCCAGUACAACCGACACCCUCACUUAUUGUACAACCCGUUCAAGCAACACUUUUACCUCUCGUACCAUUAGAACAUAAUAAUACGCUUAAUGAAAAUCAUUAUAGAAUUCAAUUACGACAGCAACAAUUAUUUCUUGAAUUACUUCAUGAUGAUAAACAAGCUGAAAAUGACGAUAGAAACGAUAACGAUGAUACAAAUAAUGAUGAUAAUCCAAUAGGUAAUUUACUUCAACAACCUAUUGAUGAUAAUGUGAAUCUAUUAUCGACAAUAUCAGAUGAAAUACAAUCAUUUGAAAAAAUGAAAUUAGCUGAUUUAAAAAAUGAAUGUAGAAAAUUAAAUUUAAGUACAACAGGCACGAAAAUUAAAUUAAUUGAAAAAUUAAGAAACGCAAAAGUCAACAUGUCAGAUACAAAAAUUAUUCCGUCACAAACGAUGAAUAACGAACCAGCUUCAACUCAACUGACAAAUGCAUCAACGUCAUCUGUUACAUUCAUAAUGCCAACAUCUUCAUUAAGCGAUCAAGAACUUUAUCAGCACCAACAACAAAAAAUUAUUGAAUUAGAAAAUCAAGUACAAAAAUUAAAACAACUAGAUUCGUUUUCACUGCAGACUUCACAUCUCAUGCAUCAUGUUGACUAUAUGACAAGUAUUCCACCAAAAUGUAAUCCAAUUGUAUCUGUUGAAUUACAAAAACGAGUACUUAUACAUCAACAAGAAAAAUUAAAACAAAAGAUUCACGAUGAGCAACAACUACACCACCACCAACAACAACAACAACAUGCUAUUGUUCCUUUAACACCUGAAUCUGUAGCACAAUUUCUUGCAAAUCAAACUCAAUCACAUACGUCAGAUAAUCAUUCAUGGUCGAUACAUCAUUCGAUAUCUGCUCCAACUUUUCCAACAUUUAUGGAUAGUAAUUAUUAUGACACAUGUCAAUCGGGAAAUAUUGAAGAAAAAUUAGUUGAUGAUGAUGCUAUUCUAAGUCUAUUGGAUGAUUUUUCUGAUACUAGUUCAACAUUACCACUACAUCCAAAUGAUUCACUAUCACAUGCUACAAAUUCCUAUGUAUCUUCAUCCCCUACUUCACAUAUGGAUUGGCUGCCGAUGAUAUCUUCUCCAACAAUGACCAAUGAUUUAUAUGACGAUAAUAAUUCUGAUUUAACACAAUUUCUUAAUCAAUUCGGUAAUGAUCAUCAUCUUCUUUUCGAUACUCCACUAUCAACAUGUCAACAGCAAAAUGUACUUUCAUUCGAUUUACUUUCUCCAUCGAGUCCAAUGAUUUAA
Rotaria socialis is the source of this 2022-nucleotide messenger RNA. The record is from the annotation of a GenBank genome assembly. NCBI's taxonomy places the organism in Eukaryota, Metazoa, Rotifera, Eurotatoria, Philodinida, Philodinidae.